GAAAGCAGCAUCGAGCCCUCAAUGGGUCCGCUUGCCUGCCUCAACCCUGAAGAGGCUUAAUACUGCUGUCUGCUUUGCACCACUUGCGUGUCAGCGUUGGAGUCCUGGUUCGGUGUUCGGUCGUUCACCUGUCGGGCUCUGCACCUUCGGCCUGACUGCUGUGUGCUGCGGCGAUUGCCUCUCGUACAUUUUUUUGUCUCUAGAUACCCCGCCUUCUCAGCCGCCUUACCGAUCUUUCUAUCCUCACUUUCUUACCCUUUUUUCUUCUUCUUCUUUCGCUAUCUAGUUUGAGUCAUGGCCGAGUCUCCCAUCCUACGACCCUUUUUGCCCGAGGGCGCUCCCGACCACCCAGAUCCACCAGAGGCACCUCUAGACGACCAACAACAACAACAACAACAACAACAACCCACUGCAGAAAUGUUAGACGAGGAGCGCCUACUCUCCGCUAUUGCCGACAUACUUGCCAUUCCGAAAGACUCGGUCGAUCUGCUGGACUCGUUCACCCACCUCGGCGGCAACAAAGAAUCGGCCCGUGCCUUGAGCUCCAAAUGUGCGUCCAUGGGCCUACGACUGAAGACCACCGACAUCCUCCGCUGCCAGACCAUCACCGAACUCCAGACCCGUCUUGUUCCCAUCGCAUCGAAAGAACCCGACUCAGACCAUAGCAAUAACGAUCCCUCCGAUGCGCCCGCCGACCCAAUCCCAGACCCACCUCGACCGAGCGGCGACGACCCCGCCCACUCCCCAGAUCCAGAGUCCCAACCACACCGCCCCCCGUCCCAUACAUUCGCCGACCGCGAGGCCGUCGAGAAUCUCAUCCUCUCUACGCCUCAGGUGUCCGGCGCAGCUCUCAUCAGGCCCAAGGCGGGGUGGCUCGAGGACAAACUUGUUGCAUUCAUCAGCCUGAGUAACCCCAACGUGUCCUCAUAUAGCCUCUCCAACGUCCACGUCAUUUCUCAAUCCCAGAUGCACUAUGCCGGGAGCCAAGUCGCAGCUAUCCGCCUCGCCCUCGAGCAGUCAGACCGCCAACUCGCGACACCAAACAAUUGGAUCGUCCUCGACCAGAUGCCCACCAACCAACAGGGUGAGGUGGACCGCCGCAAAUUGCAGACUUGGGCUCAGAAUAUGAACGAGGACAUGUAUCGCCAGGUCACCAGUCUCGAGUUUCACGAGCGUUUCCAGGAACCCCUGACCGAUAUGGAGCGGACCAUCCAAAAGGCUGUCAGUCGAGUUCUUCGCUUGCCCGAGAGCCAGGUUGGCAUGAACUUCUCCUUCGCCCAGCUCGGGGGCGAUGAGGUUUCAACCAUGCUCCUCGUGGCCGCCUGUCGGACCCAGGGCGUCUCCCUCCGCCCGGAGGACGUCCUCAAUAGCCCCAAGCUCUCGCAGGUCGCCUCCCUGGCCUCGCACAAGGGCGACUCGGUCAGCCGCUGGAACGAGGAGUCCCUCGAGUGCUUCAAGCUGUCGCCCAUUCAGCAGCUCUAUUUCGAUACCCCGACCGGAAGCCGGACAGACGAGAGGAGGAAAGCCGACGGCAACUACCGCUUCAACCAGAGCGUACUCUUACGCGUCACCCGAAGCGCUACCCUCGAGGACAUCCACGCCGCCGUACGGACGACCGUAGGCCAUCAUUCCAUGUUGAGGUCCCGCUUCAACCUCGGCCCAGACGGAUGGACUCAGCGCAUCUUGCCGGACGUCCAAGGAUCUUUUGGCUUUGGCUAUCAUGAUGUUACCGGCUACGACGAAGUCUUGAAGGUCAUGGAACAAACCCAGGCUCGUAUCGACAUCGAGCAUGGUCCUGUUUUUGCAGUCGACCAAUUCCACAUGUAUGAUGGCCAGCAGAUGGUCUUCCUCGUGGCCCACCAGCUGGUCAUCGACCGCCUCUCUUGGCGCAUUCUUAUACACGACCUCGACGAGCUAUUGCGUGAAGGCAUCUUGUUCUCCCAGCGUUCGAUGCCCUUCCAGACUUGGAACGAGCUACAAGAGAAAGAUUUCGAGAGGACAAGCGACGACGCUACCAUCCCUUUCUCGCUCCGGAGCUGUGAUUCGGACUCCUGGGGCCUCAAAGAUUCACUGAAUACCUACAACGAGGCCGCCGAGACGGGCUUCCGUAUCAGCUCCGAGCUUACAUCCAUUCUUCACACAACCUGCAACCAGGUCUUCCGCACCGAGUCUGCCGACAUCUACCUGACCGCCCUUCUUCUAUCCUUCAUCCAGACCUUUCCCAACCGACCCCCGCCGACCAUCUGGAAUCAAGAGCAUGGCCGGGAGCUGUGGAGUCCUGAAAUCGACAUCGCCGAAACAGUAGGCUGGUUCACUUCGUUGUGUCCCAUUGGUCUCCGGAGUGAGGAGCCGUACAACCUGGAUUGUCUCCACAUGCUGCGCGAUCUCAAAGAUACGAGGAGGUCGACGUCCCAUCGCGGAUGGAAGUACUUCGCAUCGAGGUGCUUCGGGCCCUAUGCCGAAACGCGGUGUUCCGAGGCGUGGCCUUUUGAGAUUCUUUUCACCUAUGCCGGUUCGUCAAAACAGCUCGAGCGAGAGAACGGCGCCCUACAGCAAAUGGAGAUGCCCGUGAGGGCGUUGGGGUCGGCCUUCUCCGAUCACGGACCCUCGGUGAGCAGGAUGGCACUCUUCGAAGUCUCUGUGACCGUCGACCACGGCUGCGCCAACGUCCACGUUCUCUACAACCGCCACUCCAGAUACCAAGACAAGAUCGCUGACUGGAUACAUACCUAUGAGCAUGUCCUGUACGAAGCCAUCGGCAAGCUGCGAUAUCGAGCCCAGGAACUCACGCUCGCCGACGUUCCGCUCCUGAACACCACGUAUGAGGGCCUAGCCAAGCUCAACACCGAUCGGCUGCUCGCUCUGGGCCUCACCAGUGCGCGAGACAUCGAAGACGUUCUUCCGGUGACGGCGUCGCAACAAUGUAUUCUGAUCAGCCAAAUACAGUCUCUCGACGUCGGCCACAACACGUGCAUCUACGAGUUGUCCGUGCUCAACGGGGUGCGAGCAGAUCAGGCCCUCCUUUGCACUGUCUGGGAACAGAUUGUGACCCGAUACCCGGCCCUCAGAACCGUCUUCAUCGACAGCAUCACCGAGGAUGGCUUGUUCGACCAGGUCAUCUUGCGCAGGUGUUCCCCAACCAUGCUCUUCUUCGACGCCGCCACAGGAGACGAUCCCAUCACGGCUCUCAGGGCCCUACCUCCUAUGCCCGCUAACCCAGCCCAACCCCGCCAUCGGCUCUCCGUCUGCGAUUCCCCCACGGGCACCUACCUCAGACUCGAGGCCAGCCAGGCUCUCUGCGAUAUGCCCAGCCUCCAGCUUCUCAUGGCGGAUCUGAAGAGAAUUUACAACUCUGGCAAGACACCGAUGAGCCUGCUCGACCCGUCCCACACGGCUUGCAUGCACUACCUCUACUCGGCACGACGCGAAGGUAGCCUAGCAUUCUGGCAUGGUCGGCUCCGUGAGGUCCACCCAUGUUAUUUUCCUCGACUAUUGACUACGAACGAGAAGCACACACGCGAGACAUAUUAUUCGAUUGACAUUACUGCCUCGCAGAUGGACGAGUUCUGCCGCCAGUAUGCCACUAGUCGUGCCACCGUCAUGCGCCUGGCCUGGGCUCUCGUCGUUCGUGCCUUCACUGGAUCCAACCGUGUUUGUUUUGGUUACCGUACGCCUGGGCGUGAUGGAAAAGGCGCACCACACGGCCUUCAUCAAUCUAUUGGGUGUUUCGAAAACACUAUUCCCUGUUUCAUGGACCUCUGGGCGUACCAGUCCAUCGAAGCCGUCGUGCGAGACGCCGAGGAAGAUUUCAGGGCCUGCCUCCAACAUCAGCAUGUCUCCACCGCCGAGAUUGAACACGCUCUAGGUCUCAAGGAUGAGGAGUUGUUUAACACCUGUAUGACAUAUGUCGAGGAUCCUCCCGAGUUGAAGAGCCGCUUUACCAGCACGCGGCCUCAGCUGUCCCUCUCAUGCGCCGAAUCUUUCAGCACCUUUGCCUACGAUAUCUCUUUCCUCACCAUGUUCGUCAACGGACAACUUGCCUGUGGCAUCUCGCAUCGCAUCUUGAGCUUGACGCAGGCUUGGAGUGUCACACGAGCCUUCGGCCAGGCUCUUAGGUCGAUCCUCAACAACCCGACCACUUCGGUGGGGGGCCUGGAUCUCUCAGUCGAGGAGAAUGGCGCACUUGUUAGGUCGACCAAGAUCGAGCUGCUCGAACCUUGCGUUCAUUCUUUGUUCUCCAAUCGAGCCAGGGCCUCGCCUGACGCCCAGGCGGUUUGUGCUGCCGACGGCGAUUUCUCAUAUAAAACGCUCACACGUCUCGUGCAACGCUUGGCUACUCAUAUUGUUCAACGGGGUGUUCGGCCGGGCGUGGCCGUACCGGUGAUUCUCGGCAAGACCCGGUGGUCCAUUGUCAGCAUGCUGGCCGUCAUGAAGGCUGGCGGUUGCUUUGUCCCCGUGGACGGUGACGACCGAAACAUGGCAGAGGCCGUUAUUAGGCAGAUAGCUCCUCCUGUCAUUCUAGCAACCGAUAUGAUCAACCCCAACUUGCAUCUGCCCGAGGACGGCGUCCUCGUGAUCAACGAGGCUCUUUUCUCGACUCAGAUCCCCUCUGAUGCGCCGAUGCGGAAAGCUUCCGAAAACGACGCCGCCUGCAUCCUGUUCCCGGCCGGCUCUGGCCGAUCCAAGGAGCUCCGGGGAUUCGUUUACUCGCACAACGCACUCUCCACCGCCUUUCUGGCUCAAGGCGGGCCCCUGAGGAUUGACCAGGACAGCCGUGUGCUACAAGUCUCCUCUUUCAGCCUUGACAUAUCGUUAUUUGAGACACUGGCGACGCUGGUGCACGGCGGUUGUGUCUGUAUCCCGUCAGCAGAGGAACGGAAGCGCGACAUUGAAGGGGCCAUUCGGCGCAUGGAAGUGACCUGGACCUACAUAACUCCCAUCCUUGCCCGCAGACUACAGCCCGAAUCGCUUCCGUCUCUGAAGGUGACAUGCUUCCGGACUCGUGGUCUAGACGAGGACACCUGCGCCCCCUGGUUGCGGUCCACUAAGGUCCUACUGGCGUAUGGCUGCUUGGAGAUCUGCCCGCUUGGCAUUUCCGUCCUCGAAGUGGCCAAGCCAGAGGACCUCCAACGCCUCGCGCAGCCGUUCCUCGGCAAGCUUUGGAUUGCCAACCCGGAAGACUCGAGCAAGCUUGUGCCUACAGGGGCCAUCGGUGAACUUUGCAUUGAGAGCCCCACGCUCGCCCAAAAAUUCGUACCUGGACAGGCUCUCAUGGCCCUAUCGCAGCAACUGGCCGUCGCCUCUCAGGAUGGCCCGCAACUUGUACGGUACAUCAAGACAAGCCAGCGUGUCCGGGACAUGGAGGACGGUACUAUGGAACUCCUGCCGAGCUCUCGGCAGGACAUCACCAUUGAUGGGAAGGUUGUGGCUGCUUCCAAGGUCGAGCAACACCUACGGAGGUGCCUCGGCCAGGGAGUCGAUGUAGCAGUCGAGUCGAUCAGCUUCGAGGGCUCCACCCAGCUCCUGGCGGCCUUCAUUCAGCUUGACAAGCUGUUUGACGGACCUGAGGAAGUGACCAACUUGAGCGUGACGACGAGGAAGCGAGCCUAUCUGGCCAAGAACUUUGCCGAGACAUCUCUUCGCAACACGCUUCCGGCCCAUAUGAUCCCGUCCGUCUUCAUCCCGGUGAGGCGCCUCCCCUUGACGACAGCGAUGAAGGUCCACCGACGAAAACUUCAAAAGAUGGUGAGGGGCAUAUCCCGGGAAGCCUUGUCGGCUAUUUCCGACGCGCCAUCACCGGACCACGCACGGGACUCUCGUGUCAAACCUCUGCCUCUGACGCAGGUUGAGGAGCGCAUGCGAUCGAUCUGGGCGAAGUUCCUCGAAGUCGACGAGGCCACCAUUGACGGUAACCAAACCUUUCGUAAACUCGGGGGCAGUGGCUACCUAGCGGCCAGAGUGGCGGUGGCCUGCCGCAAGGAAGGGCUCACGGUGUCUAUUCAGGACGUGCUGGGGGGCGCUUCUCUGACUGGGCUUUGCCAGGGCAUCACAUUGGCGACGCCGGAACCCGCUGUUGAUCCCAAAACCAAAGCCCCUGCUACCACUGCGCAGGAAUCUCCGACGCGGAAGGAGGCAGAGGGUCUCGUUCCCGAGUCUUUCAUCGAAGAGGUCGUUUUGCCACGGCUCAAAGUCGAGCGCGAUGCUAUCAAGGACGUUGCCGAAGCCACGGCGCCCCAGAUCCGAUCUCUCGAGCUGGCACUACUCAAGGACCGCGGCGACAUCAGCUACCUCACUUUUAGCUUCUCGGGAAUCGAGAGCUCGAAGAAGCUGGAGGCGGCAUGCUUAGGCCUUUGCGUGAUGCAUCCUAUCCUCCAGACGGCCUUCGUUGUGCACGAACGCAAGGUAUACCAGAUCGCGUUGCGCUUGUUCAAACCCGAAUUCAGAAAGAUUCAGUGCCCUAGCUGGAGGCUUUCCCACCUCGCGGACCGACUGAUCAAAAAGGACCAGACGGAGCCCAUCACGCUGGGCACGCCGGUCACGCGGUUCUUCUACCUCGAGUCGGGCAAGCAGUCUACGCUGAUUAUGCGCCUCUCGAAAGCGCAGUACGAUGACGCGUCGGUUGCCAUCUUAAUCCAGGAUCUGAAGAAGAUCUACGCGGGGGCGCAGAGCCAAGCUCCGCGGCCGACUUUCUUGGACUUGGUGCGAUCGGCGCAGCUCGCCCACCACAGGGGUGCCCGGACGUACUGGGCGAGCUUGUUGGACGGGGCCCGCAUGACGCAGGUGAUUGCGCACAGCAAGCCGGCUAGCACCAGCUCGUCGGUCAAGACGAUACGACAGACGCUCGCCAUAACCUCGUUGGCCAGCCUAGGGAUCUCCCUCGACACUGUGGUCAAGUCGGCGUGGGCCAUGGUGCUCGCCAAGCUCUCGGCGUCGGCGGACGUUCUAUUCGGCGAGAUCAUCGAGGGGCGGCAUAUCCAACUGGCGGAAGGGGCCAACGCGUCGGGGGUGCUGGGGCCGGCGAAGAACACGAUCCCCGUCCGCGUCCGGUUCGGCCACUCUUACACGACACCGAUGGAUCUCAUGUCGGUGGUGCACGGGCAGCGCGUGACGGGGAUUCAGUUCGAGAACAUGGGCUGGCUGGAUAUGGUGCAGGACUGCACGGCGCUCCCUUACUGGACCCGAUUCAGUACGGCGGUCCAUCACCAGUCUCACGAUAGCAGCCUGCCGACAUCGAGCUUCAAGCUCGGAUCGGCGAGUUGCAAGCUGAACAUCCAGGAAUCGGCGGUUCAAGAUGUCUUCGAUGUCCUCGUCCGGUCGAGAAAGCCGCAGCCGGACACGGCGGAGAUGUCGCUCACUUUCUGCGAGCACCGUGUCCCGACGCCGUUUGCGAUUGAGACUCUUAAGAUGCUGUGUUCCAACAUCGAGCUCCUCACGUCGGUUUCCAUGAUGCACCCGCUGGUCCCGUCGGGUAGCGAGUUUUCGGCCAUGACCAAGCAAAUUCCGCUGUCGCAGCCGGAAGUGGAGACUGCACAGGCGCAGCUGGGCGCCCACAACAUCCCGACGGAGCAUUAUUACGCGAUCCAGGCCCUUAUUGCGGCGGCGUGGACGCAGGUUCUCGACCCUCGCAGUCUCGGAGUGCCCGAGUCGCAGCUGCACAACGCGGCUUUCUACGACCUCUGGGGCAGCAUGAUUCCGGCGUCGCAGCUCGCGCAGUACAUGAACCGCGAGCUGCCCAACACGGGGGUGCCGGGUCUCGAGGAGGUGACGGUCACGAUGGAGGAGGUGGUGGCGCACCCGACGAUGAUGGCGCAGCUCGAGCUCAUGGCGAGGAAGAUGAUGGGGGACCGCGAAGAGCGUACGCGCAAGCGGCUGCCGGGGUUCGGGCCGCGGACGUCGUCCCUUAGUAAAGGUCUGAAGCGGCUGAGCUCGGUCAUCAAGGACAAGGGACCGGGGCGAACGGGGAGCGGUCGGUCGUCUCCCGAGUGCGUUCCGACGAACAGGACCCCGUUUUCGCAGCACCGCGUGCCGCCGGUGCACUCGGAUGGCAAUGGAAAGACGGCGACGCAGAACAACAAUACGUCGGCGCAGUCGACGCCGUCGCACUCGCCACCGCAGCCACAACUAGAGCAGCAGCAGCAGCAGCAGCAGCAGCAGCAAGGCGGUAUCCCAGCACCUACGCCAGCACCACCGAUCAUGGUGCCGCCACCGGUGGGACCGGCCAUGGAACCUAUUGUCGAGAAGGACGGGGAGCAAGUCGUGCCCGAAGUCGAUGGGGAAACGCUCCUUCGGCGGCGGAGGGGCAAGGACACACCACCUCUAUUGGCUCUCAAUCUGGACUACAUGGAAGGCGACGUGUGGGGCGGAUUGGACGGGAUGGGUUCUGCGACGAGUCACAGCGAGAACGAAGAUGACGACGACGAUGAUGAUGACGACCUUGUCUUGCCGCUCCAAGGCCCACGGAGAGAGAAGGAAGAAGAACAAGAAGGCGGAGAGGGAGAAGGGCGAAGAAAGGAACAACAGCAAGAAAAACAACAGUCGGAGGCGGCGGAUCUGGUCAGCCCCUUGUCGCCGGUUUCGAAGAGGGGGUAUUCCUUCAUCAAGAUGACGGGCAUCGGUGAGACGGAGGCGGCUGGUUCGGCGGGCGGCGCGAAGGAGAGCAGCUCGAUGCGCAGGAAGGCCAGCAGCAUUUUCGAGAGGAUGGGACGGUCGAGUCCCGUCAGUGUUUCGACUAAUUAGGGUUCUUGGGGCUAUGAUAUAUGUGUUUUGUUUUUUUUUGUUUUUUUCCUUUCUUUUCUUUUUUCGAAGCCGGCGUUGGAGAUGGUUCUCGGCGUUACUGAGCGCCUUCUAUUCUAACAUGUCGGGAGGCUUUUAUUCGGGAAGAUCCUAUCAUGGCGAAUGGGGAUGGGGGGAGACCUUGGAUUUAUAUAUAUGAACUCCUCUUG
Sodiomyces alkalinus F11 is the source of this 8942-nucleotide messenger RNA. RefSeq lists its product as hypothetical. The transcript is spliced from 4 exons. The record is from RefSeq and is a predicted model, not a curated record. NCBI's taxonomy places the organism in Eukaryota, Fungi, Ascomycota, Sordariomycetes, Glomerellales, Plectosphaerellaceae. The coding region runs from base 295 to 8736 and encodes 2813 amino acids. Gene Ontology annotation, molecular function: catalytic activity.